CUCAAACUCAACCUGUUUAACUUGUCGAACAAUCAUCUCUCGGGAGAAAUCCCUCCCGUUUUUGAGAACAGCAUCUACUCAGAAAGCUUUCUGGGGAAUCCAUCUUUAUGCAGCGGUUUAUGCCCCGCAAGAACUCUUAAAGGGAUACAUGAAAGCUAUAUAUGGCUGGUAAGAGCCAUUUAUGUCACCACUGGAACCAUUUUUCUUCUGGAAAUCAUCUGCUUCAUAUGUAAGUUCAGGAGACUGAAACAAGCAUCACAGCAAGGCGAGACAUUAUCGAAAUGGACAUCGUUCCACAGGUUCAGGUUCAGCGAAUCCGAGAUCUUCGAAUUUCUGGAAGAUUCCAACUUGAUUGGGAACGGGGCGUCAGGAAAAGUCUACAAGGCUACGCUGAGCAACGGCGAAAUAGUUGCUGUCAAGAAACUGGAAAACAAGGAUGAGUUUGACAUUGAAGUGGAAACAUUAGGGAAAAUCAGGCACAAGAACAUUGUGAAACUAUGGUGUUGUUGUGAUGCAGGGGACUUCAAGCUCUUGGUGUACGAAUACAUGCCCAGAGGAAGCCUUGGAGAUGUGCUGCACUGUAACAAAGGCUGUGGUUUUCUGUACUGGCCAGCCAGGUUUAAGGUGGUUUUGGAUGCAGCUGAUGCUUUGGCCUAUCUGCACCAUGAUUGUGUCCCUCCUAUUGUUCUUCGCGAUGUCAAGUCUAACAACAAUUUGUUGAACGAAGAGCUUGGCGCGAAGAUUUCGGAUUUCGGUGUGGCCAAAGUUGUGCGAGGCAGUGACAAAGGUUGUGUUGAGUGCAUGUCUGUUAUCGCUGGUUCUUAUGGUUACAUUGCACCAGAAUACGCAUACACAUUACAUGUGAACGAGAAGAGCGACAUUUACAGCUUCGGCGUCGUGAUGCUGGAGCUGGUGACAGGAAGACGGGGCGUGGAGGUCGCGUUUGGGGAGAAAGAUUUGGUGAGCUGGGUCAGCUCAGUUCUGCACAAUAAUGGAGCUGAUAAAGUGAUUGAUCCAAACUUGGAUUCCAGUUUCAGAGAACACAUGAACAAGGUUCUUGAUAUUGCUCUUCUUUGCAUCGCCCUUAUUCCGGCUAACCGUCUGUCCAUGCGCACAAUUGUGAAAUUGCUCCAAGAAUCAAAUGUCAAGUGGAAAUAUUAAUUGAAAAAUGAGACUUUAAUCAGGAGAAUAUGAUAAGGUUUACAACUCUUACAGACACACUCAUUGAAGGAGUGCACAGUUUUGUAUGUA
This is a messenger RNA of Cuscuta campestris, 1251 nucleotides long. The record is from the annotation of a GenBank genome assembly. NCBI's taxonomy places the organism in Eukaryota, Viridiplantae, Streptophyta, Magnoliopsida, Solanales, Convolvulaceae.